GCUGGGGGGGGGGGCGAUGUGAAGAGCUGUAAGUGCAGGGGGGAAAUUGGGAUGUAGAGUGUAAUUGCCCAAGCCUGACCUGACUGUUCUCCCCUCCGCUGGCUACGUCAGAAUGGACGCACGUCUUCAACACCUGGGUUUUAAGUCCUGUGAACGGCGGCACCCCCAGCUGCGUAGUGCCCCUAGCACCGCACUGCCUUGGGGGACGAUCGACCCUGCUGAGUCACUAACGCUACUUCCCGGAGGGCCUGGAUAUUCCUCCCAUCCAAGCCCUGGCACCCUGGGCAGAAUCCCACCCCUGCAGCACUCCUGGCAUCCCAGUUCUCCAUCCCCAGCCAGGUGGGGGAUGAGCAUAGCCUGGAGGCGUGGACAGGGCCUGCACACCUCUCGCCCCUCCGCUAGCUCCGUCACGCUCUGGGUGGGGGAUCGGAAAGGGGCUGGGAUUUCCAUCUGGCCAUCGCCCUACUGCGCUUUAGAUCCUCGGUCGGCCUGCUGCAGCGUGGCUCUGUCCUCGCGAGUCUAAAAAGCACUUCUGUGUAUCUUCCCCUCUGCUUCCUAGGUUUGGGAGGCCGGGAAGCCAGCAGGCCAAGCUGAGCCGUGGCAGUAGUUGAAUUCCCUGCAGCUCUUGCCCCCGCUCCGCUGACGGUGUUUCUGGUGCUGGUGCACAACCAGGGGAGGGAGCGGAAAGGCCGGGUUCAAUUCAGGCACCAUUAGAAAAGUGGGGAAGGGCUGGCUGGCUGCUUGUCCAGCUCCUGCGCUGUGCUGGGUGCCGAAUGUGAGAGCGUAACACCAGGCCCCGAUCCUGAGAACUUCCAAUCCCAGUGACGGAGCCAAGGAGCUGGGAUGUGCCCGGGGCAAGGAUACUUUUGGAAACGUCCUUGUAUGUUUCCUAUGACGUCUUACUGUGGGCAUUGCCUGUAGGCCACUAGGAUCUGGGGCUUUCUCACCAUCUUGUUUCCACUCUGAUCCCAUGUGUCGGGAAGGGCUGUGUACUCUGUGUCUCUAGGGUACUGGUUCCAAUCCGGUGGAGUGGGGACUGGCUGGCUCGGGUAUGGAAUGGGACACGGGGCAUUUCCCCUCUAGGCGCCACCGGCGCCAAUCCAGCCCCAGGUUGGGAGAUUGGCUUCCAUUUCGCAGCUCGCCUGGGUUUGAAUCAGGUUGGUCACUGCCUUUGGGAGGCCCAGCGGUCCCAGACUUGUGUGUAACACACAGAUGUAUUUACCUAUGCCCAGCAGGACUGAUCUCCGCAGCCCCCAGACAGUCACCUCCACUGGCCCCCUUGCUGGGAGCCUCCACAGGAGCGAGGCCAGCCACUGAAUGGGCCAGUGCUGGCACUCGCUUCUCUUUGCCCAGGGGGUCGUUCCUGCCAGUCCUGACGCGUGGCUGGCCUGCUGUGGUCUGCUCCGUCCUCUGUCCUGGGUACUCUGUCCACCCCUUCCAGUGGCACCGAACUCACAGGGGGAAGCAAUUUGAAUUUGCCCAGUGGAAUAGGACACACUAAGGGACCUGCUCCCUCCGAGCUGCCCCUGGUGGGCUGCCUCCUUUAGGGAGGGGAUGAGCUGUGCAGGGAGGGGUGUGUGUGGAGGGUAGAGUGUGUAGUGUAGCCAGGCUGUGUGGGGUGCUCUGGGGCUGAGUCUCUGUCUCUCCACCCAGGUGCCAUGUCUGAUGUGCUAGUGGGAUUGUGAGAGUGCAGCCGUUGCUGCAGUGGCUGGAGCGAUGCUGCGCGGGGUCCGCCUGCUGCUGCUCUGCAGUCCUGCCUAGCCCAUGGAGGGUGCCUUGGAGCAGGUGAGCGCUGGCUGAGCGCAAGGCCUGCGGUCUGUGCGCCGGCCGAAGCUGUGCUGCUGCUGAACCGGCCCGAGAGCCAGCCAGGCCCCUGCGGUGAUUUGGAGGCAGAGCCCGACGCCCGUGAUGGUGGGAGCCAUUCCUCGGCAGCCGCGCCGCUUCUGGGGGGUGCCCGGAUGGCAGGUGUCUCCAGCUAGCUGUGCCAACGACCGUCUGCUGCUGGGGCAGGAGAGCUGCUCGGCGAGGGGUGGGUGAUGCGGCGCUGCAGUGCACUCCGUAGCGGAGGGCUUGUCCGGAGGGAAGGGGUCUGACACACCACCCCCUUUCUUCAGCCCCGUGACCUCGUGACACCGUACCCCCUUCCCUGCCGCUUUAUGGGCUGUUUCGUCUUUGGCUCUGGUUGGGGUCCAGCCCGCUAAGGCUCCAUGCGGCACAUCCAUGCUGAGGCGUCCCUCCCCCAGGAGCAUGGCACGGACUCGGGCCUGUCCCGGCCAGGCGGCCAGGCGGCCUUGGAGCCCGCCCCAGAGCGCUGCCCCCGCCGCAGCAUCGUGAUGGGCUACAACAAGACAGAGAUCAAGCGCCAGAAGGUUUACCAGGUCUCCAUCUUCUCCCACCUCUCCAGCUCCUCCGAGCCGGCAGACCAGAGAGCCGGGGGUGGGCGGCAGGCCAUCAAGAGAGGGUACCCAGAGCAGUGGGCUCCGGAGGCUGGGCGGGAUCCCAAGCGAGCCCACUGGGGGGGUACGGGGGCUGAGGCCAGGCAGGACGGGGUCCCUGGGGAGCUGCCCCCUGGCCAGGACUCCCCAGACGAUGACGCCUUGGAGGACGGGCUGCUGGUGGAGGAGCUGUCCCUUUGCGGCUCGGCCCAGCACUUCUCCCACAGCGGCCUACGAGUGGUGGAGCACCGAUGUGAAGGCAGCCCUGGCCGGGCAGGGGCCCGGGAGGGCAGCCCCAGGGCCUGCAGAGAGGACAGAUUGCGGGAGGCUGCCUCCUCCUGGCCACAGCACACAGCUUGCAGCACUUUGCACAUGAGAGACAGUCGCCCUGCCCAGCUUGGGGAUGGCCCGCUGGGGAGUCCCCGAGCCUGUGGCUCAGUGGGGGGCAGGGAGUUCCCCUGGCUGGCUGGAGCCAGGGAGCAGCCUGUGGAGGGGAACGGGGCCCAGAGGGAGGAAAGGGCUAGCAGCCAAAAUCUACUUGACAUUGAUUUGCACAAUAUUGCACAAAAAUCCUGGGCAGCCUCGGGUGGGAGGGGGGAGGAGCAGCCAGGGGGCAGCCCCGCCCACAGCAACGGGGCUGGUAGAGAAGGGGAGCCGCUGACUGGGCACAAGGAGCCCAGCACCCCACGGGUGGUCCCGGACCCCGAGAGCAACGGCCUGGGCUCCUUGGAGAAAACGCCCUGUGUGGGCAGCAGGCUCCCCGGGGCCGGCGGGGGUAGCUGCGCGGCUAAGAGGAAGCUGCUGCCCUCGGGCGAAGGCGUGGCGGACUCGUGUUCGGAAGACGAGAGCGUGGUGCCGGCGAGGAAGAAGAGGGUCCCGCUGUGCCACCCCAUCCUGACUGCCUGCCGCAGCACGGACGCCAAGGGCGCCCCCUUCUGGAACCACCUGCUUCCAGGAGCCAAGAGCGCAGCAGGUGGCACUGCGGUGGGGCGACGGCUAAAGCGUGGGCUGCGCCUGAAAUCGAGACAUCUCCGCAGCAGUCUCCGGAAGGGGCCUGUGGGCACCCGGCCCUCUGCAGCUUCCUGGGCCACCACCUCCAUCAGCCAUGCUCUGCUGGGGAACUUUGAGGAGUCCAUCCUGAAGGGGCGCUUCGCCCCGUCGGGCAGGAUUGAAGGGUUCACCGCGGAGAUUGGGGCCAGCGGCUCCUACUGCCCCCAACACGCCACCUUACCCGUCGACGUGACCUAUUUCGACAUCUCGGAACACAGCGCACCCUCGCCUUUCCUGGGAGUGAUAGACUUGGAAGCCUUGGGAAAGAAGGGGUACAGCGUCCCCAAAGCUGGAACCAUCCAAGUGACCUUAUUUAACCCUAACAAAACUGUGGUGAAGAUGUUCCUGGUGACGUACGACUUCCAGGACAUGCCAGCCAACCACAUGACCUUUCUGCGUCACCGCAUCUUCCUGGUGCCCGUGGGGGAGGAGGGGCCCGGCGAGACACCCAGCGACCCAGCCGGCGCCAGCCCGCCCAGGAGGGUCCUCUGCUACCUGAUGCACCUGAGGUUUCACAGUUCCAAGUCGGGCAAGAUCUACCUUCACGACGACAUCCGGCUGCUCUUCUCCCGCAAGUCGAUCGAGGUCGACUCGGGGAUCCCCUACGAACUGAAAUCCUUCACGGAGAUGCCAAGGAACCCCUGCUACUCACCCCGGGCCUGAGCGCGGGGAGCCCCACGCCCCCCUCUCCACCCUCACCCCUGCACUUCGUAGACAAGUAAAGGGCAAGAGAGCGGAGCCGUCUCCUCCCCCAGAGGUGGGGUGGUGAGGCACAGACACACCCCUCCCUUGACAGCAGCUUCGCGCCUGUGCCAGAGUGAGCACGAGGCGGGGGGGGAGGGGAUGGGAUCACGGAGAUGGCUGCAUGGCGUGAGCAGGAGCUGGUGCGCUGGCUCCUGUGCCCCCAGCGGGUCAGAGACGCCCCAUGGCCUCUGGCAGCACAGCUCCAAGCCGUGCCCUUCAAGGGAGGCUCGGGGGCAGGUGGGGCUCAGACUGGGCGGAGCGGAGCUGGCUCCCAGGCUGUGGGGAGGGAUGGAGUGGAUGUCCGCUCUCAGAGGGGGAGGUACUGUAUUUAUUUGUAUUUAUUGUUGGUGGGGAGCCAGGAUGGAGGGUCCACGGUGUGGCUCAUAACCCAGCCUUGAUCACAAGUGCAGCAAGUUUGACGGGCUCUGCUCGUGGUGCCCUGUGCAUGUCGCAUGCCCAGCUGCGCGGCCCAGCACGACAGCAGGAACUGAG
This is a messenger RNA of Trachemys scripta elegans, 4721 nucleotides long. It is a transcript of the gene ATOSB, whose product is annotated as family with sequence similarity 214 member B. Lineage: Eukaryota; Metazoa; Chordata; Testudines; Emydidae. The record is from RefSeq and is a predicted model, not a curated record. The coding region runs from base 2208 to 4148 and encodes 646 amino acids. The transcript is spliced from 9 exons.